UAUGCUUAUAACUGGAAUCCAUGCAACAGUUUUUUGCACAAGGAUGAUUUUUUAGAAGAAAAGAAAGAAAUAGCAGAGAAAGAAUUCCCUAUCUUGUCUUGUGUGCAAAUUUCGGGAGACGACGAGCUGGCAAACCGGUGGUGGUCCGGGAGCGUGGGCAUGGGAGAGGUCGACCCGGUGGUCACCUCCUCGGCCGCCGGCCCCCCUUCCCUCCAUCUCCGCAACCCCAACAGCUCACACCUCAGCCCUCACCGCCGCGAGCAGCAGCAGCAAGACCGACUACCCAACCUCCCCGCCACCCCCAACAGCAGCGCCAGCAACAACGACGGAGACGACAGCCGAGCCGUCACCAAUGCCGACGACCACUUGUCCGCCACCGGCCUUGAAGUCGUCGAUGCCGGCUCCGGCCGCCGCCCCCGCGGACGCCCCCCUGGGUCCAAGAACAAGCCCAAGCCCCCUGUUAUCAUCACUAGGGAGAGCCCCAACGCGCUCCGCUCCCACGUCCUCGAGAUCGCCAGCGGGACCGACAUCAUGGACGCCAUCGCCGUCUUCGCGCGCCGUCGUCAGCGCGGGAUGUCCAUCCUCAGCGGCAGCGGCGUCGUGACCAACGUGACCCUCCGCCAACCCGCAGCCCCCCCGGGGGCCAUCGUCACCCUCCACGGCCGCUUCGAGAUCCUCUCCCUCUCGGGGGCGUUCCUCCCAGCGCCCUCCCUGCCGGGGGCCUCGGGUCUGACCGUAUACCUCGCUGGCAGGCAGGGGCAGAUGGUCGGAGGGAGUGUGGUCGGGGAGCUGGUCGCGUCGGGGCCGGUAAUGGUGAUCGCGGCGACGUUCGCCAAUGCCAUCUACGAGCGGCUGCCCUUGGGGGACGAGGAGCCCGAGGCGGCGGCGGCCCCCCCGGGGUCGGAGGGGGUGUCGCUGCAGCAAAGCCCGAGGGCUAACGGUGGUUCGUCGUUGCAGCAGUCGCAUGGGGGGAUGGGAGUGGACCCAAGCUCGUUGCCGCCGCUCUAUAAUUUGCCGCCAAAUCUACUGCCUAGCGGUCAGCUGCCGCAUGACGUAUUCGGCGCUUGGGCUUCUUCGGCUUCUCGUCCUCCGUCAUCCUACUAAGUUCCUCUUCCCCAUACCAUUUUCCUCAUCAAAAGAAACGAAAAAUUAAAAAAAAAGCAUUUAUGCUCCCUAGCUCCCUCUCUAGCUUUAAUUAGAAAUGUUUUCCUUGUUCUGGUCCAUGUUCUUUUUAUGUCAUUGCAUGUUUUUUUAAAACUUAGCUUUGUGAUCCUAGUUGUAGAAUUAAAGGACAGUAUUAUUUUGGUAAAAUUGGAGGACAGUUUAAAAGAA
Molecule: messenger RNA, 1332 nt
Organism: Phoenix dactylifera (date palm)
Lineage: Eukaryota; Viridiplantae; Streptophyta; Magnoliopsida; Arecales; Arecaceae
Source: RefSeq, a predicted model, not a curated record